CUCACCCCCGCCCCAAGAAACUUUCAGAGAUUGCUACACACCUUCAUUGUGCUUUGUCUCCGUCCUCAGCCAACAUAAGCACUAGCUAUGUCAGUAGUUACAUAUCCACGUGAGAAUUCUGUUUCUGACAUCACUGCAGUAAAGAAAAUGGUUAAUCCGCUAAACUGAAGAUAGUUGGAUUCACAGGAAAGAAAGGAGACGUCUGUGUUAGCCAAGAUGAGAGCCACACAAGAGACCCAGGGAGCUUCAGAGACCCUGCAGGGUGAAAUUCACAAGCAGAACAGUAAAACAGAGACGCAAGAGCAAAAAGAAGACAAACUCAGAGCGUCCCCUACGAGACAUCGGUCUUCAGUACAUUUUUUCUCAAAGAAGAUAGACUCACAACCCAUGACACUACCCAUGUCACAGUCCGUGUCCUCUGGAAUGUCCCUGAGUUACUACCUGUCCAGUAAAGUAACCCUGUCAACGGGGCCGCCAUUGACUUCAAAAUCAACUGUAAUGAGCUCUUCCCAAACAGACAACAUGCUCGGAAACAGCAGCAUGCUGCUUUCAAAGAACCAAAUCUUUGAUCCUGAGUCAUCAGUAGCUGGAGAUGGAGAGGAUUAUUUCCUUUCUUUGUUUGGUGAUCCCAAGAAACUUAUUGCACGCUCAACCUAUGCCAAGGAUCCUAACAAACAUUUCUCCGCAAUUCUUGAAGAAGUUGGUAAAUCUAUAUCCAGUGCUCUAGCAGACAUUAAAAUAGCUGAAGUGGAUGUCAAGGGCUUGUUUGUGAAGCUCACCAACUCUUCUCCUGACAAAGAAGUGGAGAUUGGGAAUUGUAGCCUCCAACAAAACGUGAAAGGGCAGGCACUGUCUCUGUACCGAUUCCCCCCAAAUGUCGUGAUGCAGGCCGAUUCCACAGUAACGGUGUGGGCAGGAGCGUCCAACGGAAAGCACCAGCCACCAUCUGAUUUUCUCUGGAAGGAACAAAACAUGUUUAGAACAAGUCCAAACUGCACAACAAUCCUGUGCAGACCUAACGGUGAGGCCGUUGCCUGGUACACUCCUAUACACUGGAAGCAGGUGUGGGAAAAAUUAGGCACCGACAUCGAAUUUCACAGACGGUCAGUAGUAAUGCCUACCUUCCGAAAGCACAUGGUUUUAUGGACAACAUCUGCCAGCACGAUCAGUGAAGGGAAACAGGAUCAAGCUAAGGAAGACACCUCAAAGUGUGACCUAAAACAGGCGCAGAUUCUUCGGAGAGAAAAGGAAGCGCCACCGACCCUUUUGCCCAACCGCAGUCCGUGGUGCAGCAGUCCCUGUACCCCUGGGCAUCCCUACUGCUCCCUGAUUAACCACGAUGGAUGCACCACCCCCGGAAGCAGUUCACAGCCACAGCACGGGGCUCAGUCCCCCAGGGCUGACCAGCCUCAGCUGCCAUGAACUGUGGCCCCACCAUGCCACACUGCCUUGGAGCCAACUGGGUGAGGAUUGCCACCUCCAAAAACUCCACCAUGAACUGUGGCCCCGCCAUGCCACCCUGCCUUGGAGCCAGCUGGGUGAGGACUGCCACCUCCAAAAACUGUAAGAAAUAAACCUUUCCUUUCUCAA
Messenger RNA from Cavia porcellus (domestic guinea pig), 1590 nucleotides. RefSeq names its product lamin tail domain containing 1 (gene Lmntd1). Bases 217 to 1422 code for a protein of 401 amino acids. Lineage: Eukaryota; Metazoa; Chordata; Mammalia; Rodentia; Caviidae. Gene Ontology annotation, cellular component: nuclear envelope; cytoplasm. The record is from RefSeq and is a predicted model, not a curated record. The transcript is spliced from 10 exons.